UGGUAAAGCUGAAACACGCAAGAAGAAGAAACAGUUAACACUUAACAGUGCCUCUUUCUUCUCUUCGGACGGAGCUCCCGCGCUUAACACUCAACACUCAACACGCAACAAUAUUCUCCAAAUUCCACCUCACUUCAAAACUCCUUUCUCUCCGAUUCCGAUUCCGAUUCUGCGAAACCUUUUCCAUUCCUACAAAUGAGUGCAGGUGGCGCAUUUGGUGGCAAUAGAGGGCUCCGUCCAGUGCCUCCUGAAAAGGGUAUUUUCCCAUUAGACCACAUGCAUUUAUGUGACCUGGAGAAGAAAGAAUAUUUGGGUUGUCUGAAAACUGCGGGUCACCAGUCUGAAAAAUGCAGGGACUUCUCGAAAAAGUACUUGCAGUGCCGAAUGGAAAAGAACCUAAUGGCUAAGCAGGACUUGGCAGAACUUGGUUUUAAGGAAAGAAAUGGAGAAACUCCUGAAGGGAAACCCACUGAGAGGAUUGAUAAUUGAAAGACCAAUGAACCCAAAGAUUUAACAAUGUAUAUUACUUUUGGGAUAAGUUUGGCAAUGUCAUUCUUUAGUUUGUCAUCCGUUUCCUCUCGUGAAAAUUUUACAAAACCAUGUCAUGCUCCAAUUUUCACCUUUGAUAGAUGGAGCCAAGUAUGGGACCGAUAAAAGUAUCUAGUCAGUGGUAAAAACUAACAGAUGAUAAGGUCUUGUAAAAUUUUCACACGAGAGGAUAAACCUGUAAGUUAGCAAUGGUAUACCGAGGAGAGUGUGGCUGGGAACAAAAUUAUCCCAUUAAUGCAAAGUGGUGGUUGAUUUGAGGAUCUUGCUCCUGAAAACUGAUGUAGUCUGGGAAAGGCAAAUGAUAGGUUUUUUCUGAGUAUCAAUUUUGUACUUCAAGUUCAGAACAAUUUUGUACUGAAUAAGAUGUGUUUCCAAACAAAUUCUCUUGUCGUUAUCCGGUCAA
This is a messenger RNA of Arachis duranensis, 952 nucleotides long. RefSeq lists its product as uncharacterized. NCBI's taxonomy places the organism in Eukaryota, Viridiplantae, Streptophyta, Magnoliopsida, Fabales, Fabaceae. The record is from RefSeq and is a predicted model, not a curated record.